Tachysurus fulvidraco (yellow catfish) is the source of this 9810-nucleotide messenger RNA. It is a transcript of the gene usp9, whose product is annotated as ubiquitin specific peptidase 9. Gene Ontology annotation, molecular function: cysteine-type endopeptidase activity; cysteine-type deubiquitinase activity. Lineage: Eukaryota; Metazoa; Chordata; Actinopteri; Siluriformes; Bagridae. The record is from RefSeq and is a predicted model, not a curated record. Gene Ontology annotation, biological process: protein deubiquitination; cell migration. Bases 356 to 8182 code for a protein of 2608 amino acids. Gene Ontology annotation, cellular component: nucleus; cytosol. The transcript has 48 exons.
GAGGAGGAGGAGGGGGGGCACUGAUGCUGGUGACGCAGGAAAAACACCCAACACAGUAGACAAAAAAAGCGAGGAGCGGAUCGCAGACAGUUUAUGCAGGCUGAGCGCCGCACACAUAACACACACACAUACAGCUGAAUGACACAAUCGUGGUUUAGCAGUGCGUAAUUGAUCGCAUCUUGGAUCAGUUGGAAGAAGGUCCGAUUUGAUUUUUGGUUAUGCAAUGGUCUCUGCGUCAGCGCUAGCACUUUCAGCUGUGUGCCACUUCUCGAUCAGUCCAGAGGAGGCAGUGAUUUCAUCUCGUGCGCCAGUGACAUAAGCAGACAAGAUUGCAAAGAUCUGCCCUGUGUCGAGUAUGACUGCCACGACCCGUGGCUCCCCCAUGGGGGGGAAUGAAAGUCAGGAGCAGGGCCAAGCUCCGGACGGUCAGUCUCAGCCCCCAUUGCCCCAAAACCAGACAUCCACUCCCACAUCGUCCAACGAGACCUCUCCAGUGAGUCCUCCAGAUGAGCAGGUCCAGGGAGACUGUACCGGCCAGCUGGAGGAGGAGGAGGAGCCGGCUUUCCCUCACGCAGACCUGGCCAAACUGGAUGACAUGAUAAACAGACCCCGCUGGGUUGUUCCGGUUUUGCCAAAGGGUGAAUUAGAAGUUCUUCUUGAAGCUGCUAUUGAUCUUUGUAAAAAAGGACUCGAUGUCAAGUGCGAAGCCUGCCAGAGAUUUUUUCGCGAUGGUUUGACAAUAUCUUUCACCAAAAUACUGACUGAUGAGGCUGUCAGUGGAUGGAAAUUUGAAAUCCAUAGGUGCAUAAUCAACAACACCCAUCGUCUGAUGGAACUGUGUGUGACCAAGCUCUCUCAGGAUUGGUUUCCCCUUCUAGAGCUCUUGGCCAUGGCCACCAACCCCCACUGCAAGUUUCACAUUUACAAUGGUACCCGGCCCUCAGAGACGGUGCCUGCUGGGGUGCAGCUGGCCGAAGAUGAGCUCUUCGCUCGUCCGCCUGACCCUCGCUCUCCCAAGGGCUGGCUGGUGGAUUUAAUAAACAAGUUUGGCACAUUAAACGGGUUUCAAAUUCUGCACGAUCGAUUCAUGAGCGGUCAAGCUCUGAACGUUCAGAUCAUCGCCGCACUCAUAAAGCCUUUUGGGCAGUGCUACGAGUUUCUCACUUUGCACACGGUGAAGAAGUACUUCCUUCCCGUUAUAGAAAUGGUUCCCCAGUUCCUUGAAAACCUCACUGAUGAGGAGCUGAAAAAGGAAGCCAAAAAUGAAGCCAAAAAUGAUGCUCUGUCUAUGAUAAUCAAGUCUUUGAAGAACCUGGCUUCACGAGUUCCAGGGCAAGAGGAAACCGUGAAGAACAUGGAGAUCUUUAGGUUAAAAAUGAUUCUUAGGUUAUUGCAAAUUUCCUCUUUUAAUGGCAAAAUGAACGCACUAAAUGAAGUAAAUAAGGUGAUUUCAAGUGUCUCGUACUACACACACCGUCAUGGCAACCCAGAAGAGGCAGAGUGGCUCACUGCCGAGCGCAUGGCGGAGUGGAUUCAGCAAAACAACAUUUUAUCCAUUGUGCUGAGGGAUAGCCUUCAUCAGCCCCAGUAUGUGGAGAAGCUAGAGAAGAUCCUGCGCUUUGUCAUUAAGGAGAAAGCUCUUACACUUCAAGACCUGGAUAACAUUUGGGCUGCACAGGCUGGAAAGCAUGAGGCUAUUGUCAAGAAUGUCCAUGAUCUUCUCGCAAAAUUGGCAUGGGAUUUCUCACCUGAACAACUAGAUCAUCUUUUUGACUGUUUUAAGGAAAGCUGGACAAAUGCUAGUAAAAAGCAACGAGAGAAGCUACUGGAACUAAUUCGUAGGCUGGCAGAAGAUGAUAAAGAUGGUGUGAUGGCACACAAAGUGCUCAAUCUGCUGUGGAACCUGGCCCAUAGUGAUGAUGUUCCUGUGGAUAUCAUGGAUCAAGCUCUCAGUGCUCAUAUCAAGAUCUUGGACUACAGCUGUUCUCAGGACCGGGAUACCCAGAAGAUCCAGUGGAUCGAUCGCUUCAUUGAAGAGUUGCGAUCAAAUGAUAAAUGGGUCAUCCCUGCACUGAAGCAAAUUCGAGAGAUCUGCAGUCUGUUUGGAGAGGCUCCUCAGAAUCUCAGAAGGAAAAUGCCUAUUAACUUAACAAGCUUAGCAAGUCAAACGCAGAGGAGCCCACAUGUUUUCUAUCGCCAUGACCUUAUUAACCAACUUCAACACAAUCAUGCACUGGUCACUCUAGUAGCUGAGAAUCUGUCUGCAUACAUGGAAAAUAUGAGGCAGUUCUCCAAAGUAGAGCACACGGACUUUGACCCUCAGACCGUCAGACCUGGAAGUCGAUACAGUCAUGUGCAGGAGGUGCAGGAGCGCCUAAACUUUUUAAGGUUCUUGUUGAAGGAUGGGCAGCUGUGGCUCUGUGCCCCUCAGGCCAAACAGAUCUGGAAGUGCCUAGCAGAGAAUGCAGUGUUCUUGUGUGAUCGUGAAGCCUGUUUCAAAUGGUACUCCAAACUGAUGGGGGACGAGCCGGACCUUGAUCCCGACAUCAACAAGGACUUUUUUGAGAACAAUGUUCUCCAGCUCGAUCCUUCUCUUCUGACCGAAAAUGGCAUGAAAUGUUUUGAGCGCUUCUUUAAAGCAGUGAACUGCAGAGAGGGCAAGCUGGUGGCCAAGCGUAGAGUCUACAUGAUGGAUGACCUGGAGCUGAUUGGACUGGAUUACCUAUGGAGGGUUGUGAUCCAAGGAAGUGAUGACAUUGCAAACCGAGCAAUUGAUUUGCUUAAAGAGAUUUAUACAAACCUUGGACCAAAAUUACAAGCUACUCAGGUGGAGAUCCAUGAAGAUUUUAUUCAGUCUUGCUUUGACCGACUCAAAGCCUCCUAUGACACGCUGUGUGUGCUGGAUGGAGAUAAGGAUAGUAUUAACUGUGCCAGGCAGGAGGCCAUCCGCAUGGUGCGCGUUCUUACUGUGCUUAGGGAGUACAUCACUGAAUGUGACAGUGACUACCACGAGGAGAGGACCAUUUUGCCAAUGUCCAGAGCAUUUCGUGGGAAACACAUCACCCUUAUCGUGCGAUUUCCAAACCAAGGUCGGCAGGUGGAUGAUCUGGACAUCUGGUCCCACACCAAUGACACCAUUGGUUCCGUGAGACGCUGCAUUCUCAAUCGAAUAAAGGCUAACAGCGCACACACCAAGAUCGAGCUUUUCAUUGGCGGGGACAUCAUUGAUCCUGCUGAUGACAGGAAAUUGAUUGGACAACUCAACCUAAAAGACAAAACACUUAUCACAGCCAAGCUCACGCAGGUCAGUGCCAAUAUGCCUUCAAGCCCAGACAGCUCCUCUGACUCUUCCACCGGCUCCCCUGGGAACCAUGGCAACCACUAUAGUGAUGGACCAAACCCAGAAGUUGAGAGCUGCCUUCCUGGAGUGAUAAUGUCCCUGCACUUGCGCUACAUCUCUUUCUUGUGGCAAGUUGCUGACCUGGGCUGUAAUCUCAACAUGCCUCUUCUGCGUGAUGGAGCUCGGGUUCUUAUGAAGCUCAUGCCACCAGAUAACACUACAGUGGAAAACCUGCGAGCUAUCUGCCUGGAUCAUGCCAAACUUGGAGAAAGCAGCCUUAGCCCCACCCUUGACUCCCGCUUUUUUGGACCAUCACCUUCACAAGUCCUUUACUUGAUAGAGGUGGUUUAUGCCUUACUGAUGCCAGCUAGUGGCACACUGGGAGAGGAUGCAAGUGAUUUCCAGUACAAUUUCUUGAGGAGUGGCGGCCUACCUUUGGUAUUGAGCAUGCUGACCCGAAAUAAUUUCCUUCCAAAUGCUGACAUGGAGACGCGCCGAGGAGCCUAUCUCAAUGCACUAAAAAUAGCUAAGCUCCUGCUUACAGCUGUAGGCUUUGGUCAUGUGAAGGCCGUGGCUGAAGCUUGCCAGCCUGUGGCAGAGGGGAACAUCCCAGUGUCACCUAUAAACCAGGCCACUCAUGACCAGGCACUGGUGCUUCAGAGCGCCCUGCAAAACAUCCCAAAUCCCUCGGCUGAGUGCAUGCUGCGCAACGUGGCCAUCCGUCUGGCUCAGCAGAUCUCUGAUGAGAAUUUUUUCCAGGCCUCUAAGUAUAUCCCAGACAUCGGUGUGAUCAGAGCAGUUCAGAAGAUUGUCUGGGCCUCUGGUUGUGGUUCUAUUCAACUAGUUUUCAGUUCCAUUGAGGAGAUCAGCAACAUCUACGAAAAGACUAAUGCAGGGAAUGAGCCAGAUGCUGAGGAUGAGCAGGUGUGCUGUGAGGCCUUAGAGGUCAUGACCCUUUGCUUUGCUCUUAUCCCGACUGCGCUAGAUGCACUUAGUAAAGAGAAAGCCUGGCAGACUUUCAUCAUUGAUUUACUGUUGCACUGUCAGAGCAAGUCUGUUCGCCAAAUGGCCCAAGAACAGUUCUUCCUCAUGGCCACUCGUUGUUGCAUGGGUCACAGGCCUCUUCUGUUCUUUAUUACCCUCCUCUUCACAGUUUUAGGUAGCACUGCAAAAGAACGAGCCAAGCACGCUGGUGAUUACUUUACACUCUUGAGGCACUUGCUCAACUACGCAUAUAAUAGCAAUAUCAACCUUCCUAAUGCUGAAGUUCUUCUUAACAAUGAGAUUGAUUGGUUGAAGAGAAUCAAGGAUGAGGUUAAGAGAACUGGAGAGACUGGGGUGGAAGAAACCAUAUUAGAAGGUCACAUUGGUGUCACAAAGGAGCUACUGGCUUUCCAGACAGCAGAAAAGAAGUACUAUAUAGGUUGCGAAAAGGGAGGCGCUAACCUCAUCAAGGAGCUGAUAGAUGACUUCAUCUUCCCAGCCUCUAAUGUGUAUCUGCAGUACAUGAAGAGUGGCGAGUUCCCCCCUGAGCAGGCCAUACCUGUGUGUAGCACCCCUGCCACAAUCACCGCUGGCUUUGAACUCCUGGUAGCACUUGCUGUUGGAUGUGUGCGCAACCUCAGACAGAUUGUCGACACCCUAACUGACAUGUACUACUCGGGUUGUGAGGCACUUACAGAAUGGGAGUACUUACCACCAGUGGGCCCGAGGCCCACAAAAGGCUUUGUUGGGCUGAAGAACGCAGGUGCCACUUGCUAUAUGAACUCAGUAAUCCAACAGCUUUACAUGAUCCCACCCAUCAGAAAUGGCAUCUUGGCCAUAGAGGGCACAGGCAGUGAUGUGGACGAUGACAUGUCUGGAGAUGAGAAACAAGAUAAUGAGAGCAACGUGGAUCCACGUGAUGAGGUUUUCAGUUAUCACCACCAGUUUGAUGACAAGCCAUCACUCAGUAAGUCAGAGGACAGAAAAGAGUACAACAUUGGAGUUCUGCGUCACCUGCAGGUGAUCUUUGGACAUCUUGCUUCUUCCAGACUGCAGUACUAUGUUCCCAGGGGCUUUUGGAAACAGUUCAGGUUGUGGGGUGAGCCAGUGAAUCUGAGAGAACAACAUGAUGCCCUGGAGUUCUUCAACUCGCUUGUCGAUAGUUUAGAUGAAGCUUUAAAAGCAUUGGGCCACCCUGCCAUGCUGAGUAAAGUCCUCGGUGGUUCCUUUGCUGAUCAGAAGAUCUGUCAGGGUUGCCCUCAUAGGUAUGAGUGUGAGGAAUCCUUCACAACACUGAAUGUAGAUAUCAGAAAUCACCAGAAUCUGCUUGAUUCCAUGGAGCAGUAUGUGAAGGGUGACUUGCUUGAGGGUGCUAAUGCUUACCACUGUGAAAAAUGCAACAAGAAAGUGGACACAGUGAAGCGCUUGCUCAUUAAGAAACUACCUCCUGUACUGGCCAUCCAGUUGAAGCGAUUUGAUUACGACUGGGAACGGGAGUGUGCUAUUAAAUUUAACGAUUACUUUGAGUUUCCCCGGGAGCUGGACAUGGAGCCCUAUACAGUAGCAGGAGUAGCCAAGCUGGAAGGUUCUGAUGUCCACCCUGAGAAUCAGCAGGUCAUUCAGCAAAAUGAACCCUCAGAGCCAGAGGCACCAUGCAGUUCACGCUAUAGGCUUGUGGGAGUGCUGGUGCACUCAGGCCAGGCCAGUGGAGGUCACUACUACUCUUACAUUAUCCAGAGGAAUGGCAGUGGAAGCGAGGGUGAAACCAAUCGCUGGUACAAGUUUGACGAUGGUGAUGUCACAGAGUGCAAGAUGGAUGAUGACGAAGAGAUGAAGAACCAGUGCUUUGGGGGAGAGUACAUGGGUGAAGUGUUUGACCACAUGAUGAAGCGUAUGUCCUACCGUAGACAGAAGCGCUGGUGGAACGCAUACAUCCUCUUCUAUGAGCGCAUGGACUCCCUGGACAAAGACGGUGAGCUGGUGAAGUACAUCUCUGAGCUGUCAGUAAGCAGCAAGCCACACCAGGUCAAGAUGCCACCAGCCAUCGAAUGCAGCGUACGCAAGCAGAAUGUGCAGUUCAUGCACAGCCGUAUGCAGUACAGCCUGGAGUACUUUCAGUUCAUUAAGAAACUCCUAACCUGUAAUAGCGUCUAUCUGAACCCACCACCAGGACAAGACCAUCUUUUGCCUGAAGCAGAAGAAAUGGCUAAGAUUAGCAUUCAGCUCACAGCUCGAUUCCUCUUCAGCACAGGAUUUCAUACCAAGAAAGCAGUCCGUGGCCCGGCCAGUGAUUGGUAUGAUGCCCUGUGCAUCCUCCUUCGACACAGCAAGAAUGUACGCUGCUGGUUUGCACACAACGCCCUAUUUUCCUACCCAAACCGAUUCUCGGAGUACCUGCUCGAGUGCCCUAGUGCUGAAGUGCGGGGUGCUUUCUCCAAGCUCAUUGUAUUUAUUGCACAUUUCUCCCUGCAUGAUGGACCUUACCCAUCACCUGUUGCCUCACCAGGACCAUCUAGUCAGGGCUGUGAUAAUCUGAGCUUAAGUGACCACUUGUUACGUGCUGUGCUUAACCUGUUACGGAGAGAGGUGUCCGAGCAUGGCCGUCACCUGCAGCAGUACUUCAACCUUUUUGUCAUGUACGCAAACCUAGGUUUGGCAGAGAAGACACAGCUGUUGAAACUUGGUGUGCCAUCCACCUUUAUGCUGGUGGCUCUGGAUGAAGGCCCAGGCCCACCCAUUAAGUACCAGUAUGCUGAGUUGGGGAAGCUGUAUACAGUGGUGUCUCAGCUGGUGCGUUGCUGUGAUGUAACGUCUCGUAUGCAGUCCUCAAUCAAUGGUAACCCUCCUCUUGCUAACCCAUAUGGGGAUCCCAGCCUGACUCAACCCAUCAUGCCUCUGCAUCAGAUGGUGGCUGAGAUACUGUUUGUGCGUACCAGUUACGUGAAGAAGAUCAUUGAGGAUUGCAGUAACUCUGAGGAGACCAUCAAACUGUUGCGCUUCUGCUGCUGGGAAAACCCACAGUUCUCCUCCACUGUGCUCAGUGAACUGCUGUGGCAGGUUGCUUACUCCUACACUUAUGAGCUAAGACCUUACCUGGACUUGCUGCUACAGAUCUUGCUUGUGGAAGACUCUUGGCAAACUCACAGGAUCCACAAUGUGCUGAAGGGGAUCCCAGACGAUCGUGACGGCCUGUUUGACACCAUACAGCGUUCUAAAAAUCACUACCAGAAGAGAGCUUACCAGUGCAUCAAGUGCAUGGUGGCACUGUUCAGCAAUUGCUCAGUCGCCUAUCAGAUCCUUCAGAGUAAUGGAGACCUGAAGAGAAAGUGGACAUGGGCUGUAGAGUGGCUUGGUGAUGAGUUAGAGCGCAGGCCAUAUACCGGCAAUGCCCAGUACACAUAUAACAAUUGGUCACCUCCUGUUCAGAGCAAUGAGACCUCCAAUGGCUACUUCCUGGAGCGUUCCCACAGUGCCCGCAUGACUUUAGCCAAGGCUUGUGAGCUGUGCCCAGAGGAGUGUCACUUAACGAAGCACGAGGUGGUGUCUGAAGAGGACGCAGGCCGGAAGCUGUCCUCGCCACAGCAGCUUUUGCCAGGGGAAGUGACAGGCCAACAGCAACACACUGAGCAGGAUGAGCAGGAAGCCCCCGAUGACCAGGACUCCUCUCCACCAGAAGACACGUCUCUGUAUCCCCACUCUCCAGGGACACAGUAUCAACAGCAAAACAACCUUCCCCACGGUCAGCCAUACACUGGCCCUGCAGCACAGCAUAUGAACAAUCCUCAGCGUCCAGGUCCACGAGCACAAGAAAACUGGGAGCCCCCAGAAGAGGUGCCACCUGCCCAGACAAAAGAGUAGCACCACCUUUUCAUCCUGUCCUCCAUCCGAGUGCAAGACGUUUAAGCAAAGAGCGAGGCCCCAGGCCCCACCAUGCAGCGUCACUCCACAAACUGUGUCUCCAGAAAAUUCUGCUCCCUAUCCUCCUCACCCUGGGAUGGAGUAUCACUGUCUGCCCUGCAGUAUUACAACCUGCCUGCAGUGGAUGGUGUAUGGUGGUGUAACAAGCCAGGCCUGAUGCACUUGUCUCAUGUGAUGAUGGUGUACAUAUUCUAAUAGUUUUUGACUGUUCAAAACCAUCAGCACCACAUGCUGGUUGGAGACUUGCGGAUUUACAAAACUUUAAAACUAUAAAAAUGCAAAAAAAUGUAAAAGAAAAAAAAAAAAGCCCUGUUUAAUCACCUGUGCUCAGUGGUGCAGUUUGAUCUGCCUUUUGGCCCUUUCGGUCAUUCAGCUCUAUAUUAUUUUAAUCCAUGUCCACUCUUGGUUAAUCUAUCCCACCUCUGGAGCUGAGGAUGGCUGUACUGUUGGCAUGAUGGAAUGGUUGGCUGAUCCUGAUGCUAGGUUGACACAAGAGGUGAUACAACAUUUGUUCUGGAAACUUUCAUAGCCUUUCCUCUUUUUUUUUGGUAUUAAUUGAAUCAUUUGAAAGCUCUAGUUGAUAUGCUGUAAUGUUUUAGCAUGGCUUCACACCGAACUAGUGUAGCCAAAGGGAAGUUCUGUGAUCCUAACCGCCGUAGUUCCUAAUCGACAGCUAUUUUGACAAGCCGUUCCCCCUCCCCAAAACAAAUCACUUCAUCUUUUUUUUUUUUUUUUUAAAUCAAUAUAAGAAACCAGUGGCUUCUGAAUUGCACAUAUGUAUCCUCUGACCUAACAUUUGGCACUCAGUUCUUGGUGGGAAUAAAUGUUUAGUUUGAAUUAUAGGAAUUUUAGAAAGAGAAAAUGUAUAUGCAACAGUUUGCUAUGCCAGGAUGCCUGGAGCAUUAGUGGACUAUACUUGGUUUGCUUGUUUGUCUCUCCAUGGUUGAACCUUGUAUUAGACAAACGGACAAAAAUAAAGAAAUAAAAGAUUAACAUUGGCCACUAAAGUUGACAGCCUUCAGGUGCUGCCUGUUCACUUGCUUAUUCUACUUGAACAGAUUCUGCCUGGGGACUCUAUUGGAGCAGAAAGUCAGAAGCAGGGUUAUACCAUAAGAGAACUGCUGGUUAGUUACAUGGCAACUUAAACUAGAUAAGGUAAUAUUUAGGAAUAAGGGUAAACACCAGUAAAUAUUGUAUUUAAUUGGUAACUUGAAAGCAUUUUGGAUUAUCUAAAAAUACCAAAUACUCCUGCAAAUAAAACUAUUCUGCCCACCAUAUUAUAUUUAAAUAUUUUGCUGUUUUAUUUUAUAGAAUUUAUUUUGUUGUAUUUCACUGAAAAGGAAAAAAUAGAAUUUGAUUUAAGAGGAACAUUUUGUCCUUGUGUUCUUUUUAAAAAUACUGACUGUACAGAGUUUUGCCCUUUUUUUUUUGCUGACUUUUGUUUUGGCCAUAGUGACAUUGAAUUCUGGAGCCACAGUCGCAAUGUUAACUUUCACUUUGUGAGUUUUUUUGUGCACAGAACUAUUAGACAUUGCGCCGUUCAAGAAUAAAGAAAAACAAAUCUUAAA